Rattus rattus (black rat) is the source of this 6645-nucleotide messenger RNA. RefSeq names its product CTD phosphatase subunit 1 (gene Ctdp1). Gene Ontology annotation, molecular function: RNA polymerase II CTD heptapeptide repeat phosphatase activity. Gene Ontology annotation, cellular component: nucleus. The transcript has 11 exons. The coding region runs from base 2 to 2857 and encodes 951 amino acids. NCBI's taxonomy places the organism in Eukaryota, Metazoa, Chordata, Mammalia, Rodentia, Muridae. The record is from RefSeq and is a predicted model, not a curated record.
CAUGACGCAGCACGCCCCCCGGAAGUGGGUGCGCAGCGAGCGGCGGGUGAAGCCGGUGUCGGAGCGGGAACAGCAGUGUCGCCGCCGCCCGCGGUGGGCGCCGCGCCCUGAGCGCCUGGUGUUUUCGUUUCUCACCUCUGUUGUGACCGUCCGUGCCGCUCGCUGGGUCACGAUGGAAGCGCCGCCCUUGGCCGGCGUUCCCACCGAGUGCACUCCGGCGGUGGCCGGGGCAGAGGUGCGCUGCCCGGGCCCCGCGCCGCUGCGUCUGCUGGAGUGGAAGGUGACGGCGGGCGCGACCGUGCGCAUUGGCUCGGUGCUGGCAGUGUAUGAAGCCGCAGUCUCCGCGCAGCCCGCAGGGCCAGCCCCGGCUCGCGCGGCCUCUGGGGGCUGCGUGCGCGCCUCGCGGACAGAGCGCAGGCUCAGGUCGGAGCGCGCCGGCGUGGUCCGUGAACUGUGUGCGCAGCCAGGCCAGGUGGUGGCCCCUGGGGCACUUCUGGUGCGGUUGGAAGGAUGUAGCCACCCUGUUGUCAUGAAGGGCCUGUGUGCUGAGUGUGGCCAGGACCUGACCCAGUUGCAGAGUAAAAACGGAAAGCAGCAGGUACCACUUUCUACAGCGACUGUUUCCAUGGUGCACAGUGUGCCGGAGUUGAUGGUGAGCUCUGAGCAAGCUGAAAAACUAGGAAGAGAAGAUCAGCAGCGACUACAUCGAAACAGAAAGCUGGUUCUCAUGGUAGACUUGGACCAGACCCUGAUUCAUACGACUGAGCAGCAUUGUCCCCAGAUGUCCAACAAAGGCAUCUUCCACUUCCAGCUGGGCCGAGGGGAGCCCAUGCUGCACACCCGCCUGAGGCCUCACUGCAAGGACUUCCUGGAGAAAAUCGCCAAGCUGUAUGAGCUGCAUGUUUUCACUUUCGGCAGCCGUCUGUAUGCCCACACCAUCGCAGGCUUUUUGGACCCUGAGAAGAAGCUUUUUUCUCAUCGAAUAUUGUCUAGAGAUGAAUGUAUUGACCCGUUUUCUAAAACAGGAAACCUUAGAAAUCUCUUUCCCUGUGGAGAUUCAAUGGUUUGCAUCAUUGAUGACCGAGAGGAUGUGUGGAAGUUCGCCCCUAACCUCAUAACUGUGAAGAAGUAUGUCUAUUUCCCAGGCACAGGUGAUGUGAACGCACCCCCUGGGGCCCGGGAAUCUCAGACAAGGAGAAAAGUAAAUCAUUCUUCCAAAGGAGCGGACAUCUUGGAACAAGCUCUGCCAGUCAAGGACCCUGAGGAAGGCAAACCUCCUGGGGUGGAACAGAGCAAUGGCCUUGGGAAGGCCUCCCGGGAGCUCAAUGGUGGUGAGGCUGUGCCAGGAGUUUUUUCCAGUAAAACAGAUGAGAAGGAAACCUGGUCCCUCACCCGGGCCUCUCCUGCCAGCAGCUCUGGUGGCCGAGAGCUGACAGAAGCCCCAGAGCUCCCUGUGUCUUGUGAGUGGGACAGUCGGACAGCACCAGGAGCGCAACCUACUCAGGGAGAUGCCACCCAGGAUUUGGACUUUGACCUGUCCAGCGACAGCGAGAGCAGCGAGAGCAGCAGGUCAGAAGGCCAGAAGUCCUUCUCCUCUGCUUCCGACGGGGAGAAUGAGGAGAGGAGACGCAGAAAGAAGUCUCCAGCCACCCAGGAUAGAACAAAAGUUCCACAGCACAGUGGGCCCCCUGACACGAGUGGGGGGAGAUCUGCAGCAAGCCCCCCGGGAGAGUCUGGGCCUCUCCACCCACACGACAAAGUGUCCGACCCAGAUACUCAGGAGGAGGGUGAGCGAGACAGCCUCUGUGGCCUGGGCAACGGCAGUGUGGACCGGAAGGAGGCUGAAACAGAGUCACAGAACAGUGAACAGUCAGGUGUCACUGCAGGCGAGUCCCUAGACCAGAGUGUUGGGGAGGAAGAGGAAGAGGACACAGAUGACGAUGACCACUUGAUACACCUCGAGGAGAUCCUAGUGCGAGUACACACUGACUAUUACACAAAGUAUGACAGAUACCUCAACAAGGAGCUUGAGGAAGCUCCAGAUAUACGGAAAAUUGUGCCAGAGCUCAAGAGCAAGGUGCUAGCAGAUGUGGCCGUCAUUUUCAGUGGGCUGCACCCAACAAACUUUCCUGUGGAGAAGACUCGUGAGCACUAUCAUGCCACAGCUCUGGGAGCCAAGGUCCUCACCCAGCUGGUGCUGAGCCCUGACGCUCCAGACAGGGCCACUCACCUCAUUGCAGCGCGGGCCGGCACAGAGAAGGUGCGCCAGGCACAGGAGUGCAAACACCUGCAUGUGGUCAGCCCUGAAUGGCUGUGGAGCUGCCUGGAGCGCUGGGACAAGGUAGAGGAGCAGCUCUUCCCGCUCGUGGAUGAGGAUACCCGGACACAUAGGGAUAACAGCCCUGCAGUCUUUCCAGACAGACACAGUAUGCUUCCCACAGCCUUGUUCCACCCAACACCCAUCCAUUCCAAGGCCCAUCCUGGUCCUGAGGUUCGGAUCUAUGACUCUAACACAGGCAAGCUCAUCCGGAUGGGCACCCAGGGUCCUGCACCAGCUCUUUCCAGUGCCCCACUUAUCCAUGGAGAGCCCUCCUCCUUCAGAGCUGUUCAGCCACAUCAGCAGCAAAUGUUUGGUGAAGAGCUGCCAGAAUCCCAAGAUGGAGAGCAGCCUGGCCCUGCUAGAAGAAAGCGACAGCCCAGUAUGUCAGAGACAAUGCCGCUGUACACUCUCUGUAAGGAGGACUUAGAGAGUAUGGACAAAGAGGUGAGAACGUGCUGCAGGCCCCAGUCUCCAGAGGCUGCUGUGCACAAGCACAUCCCAGACCCCGGAAGCUGGGCUUCCUUCCAUGCAGGGUAGGCGCAGGUAUGGUGAGCCAGCUCCCGGUUUCCUAUUCCGAAGGAUUUGUAACCAUGUGAAAUGACGUGCCCGUGUGUUUGGCAACAAGAGCACACAGCCGCCACUCCCAGGGUGCGUGGUCGUAUCUGCAGGUGUUCCAAGUUGGCGUAAAAAGAGGGCGCUUCUGGCAUUUUGAGGGACAGGAGCCACAUGAGUUUUUAGGGUACCCUGCUGAGGGAGCCGUCCAGACAGAAAGCUGAGAGGAGUCGAGAGAAGAAAGGCUUAAUUAGCUUGCAUUCAGUCACAGUUUUUUUUAAAUACAUGAAUUCAGAUAAAUUAAGACCAGUUUCUUCUGUCAUUUUUACACCACCAUGUUUAAGUUCAUAAUGUGAAGUUAGUUUUUUCAAAUGCUCAGUAUGGAGAAUUGAAUACCCUGACUACAGAUGUGUUUUAAUUACAGCCUAAUUGAUAUGGAAUGGGGCAGGUUAUCCCUUAGAGCUAAAAGCAAAGCUGUGCCACAGGUCAGUAUUGUCUGUAUUCUAGACUCAUGUUCUUAUACCAGCUUAGACCAGGCUAUUCUUGUGUCCCUUGGCCUUACACAUCUUCCUCUGGGCUUUUGCUCCAGGGGUUUUUGUGGUGUGGUCUGUGCAGUCAUUUGCUCUGCAGACUGCUUUGAGAGGAAACAGCAACAUGGCGGGCCCCAGGGUGGGGAGAGCCAAGUGCACUCUAGAGAUGGGCUUCAGGUCACGGGGACAGGAGCUGCCCUCUGCACGCCUCCUACAGCUGCGGGUGAGUGCAUCCACCUGACACUGCUCUGCUGUGAGGACAGAAAGGCUUCCUCGCUAUUGACCAUGCAGCAGAGUGCUCAAGGAAGAAGAAACCAUGGCUCUUAUCUAUGCUUUUAGCAAAAGCAAGAAAAUACAUUUAUUUUUAAGAUGAACUCUCAUCAGUAACUCAGAUUCUCUCUCAGAUGGUAGCUUCUUUUCUGAACUGUCUACCAUGUUCUGUGGGUUUUGACCUAACUGUUGUCAUUUCGUGAGUGUUUGCUCGGCCACUGCUUCCCUGUCCUCAGUCCCAGCUGUCUUGGAUCUGAGAGCAGUGCUGGCUCCUGUGAGCACACUUGGCUCUCCCCACCCUGGGGCCUGCCAUGUUGCUGCUUCCCUUCUGGCUUCACAGGAAUUCCCUUGCAGUCCAUUUGACACUACUUGGCCUUAUUGUUGGCUUUUAUUCCCUUCAUAUCCUAAGACCUCAAAUUGUGCUGUGAAACAGCAAAUUUUACUUACUCUGAAAUCUUAUGCUUUUAGCCGUAGAAGCCAGCCUUUACCCCUGCCUAACCUCAGGCCUACAGAAGCUCCUCCUCCUGGGGAGGAGCUGCAGCUCUGGCUUGCUGAUCUUGCUAAGCCGCGGGGAGAAGAUUGGCAGCUUCACAUUCCUACAUGGGCUUUGAUCCUUCCUGUGUCCUAAGACCAUAAACUAAAGCAUCCUUGGCCUUCAACAGAGCCAGAGCCAGGCUUUCCGUGUGGGCAUAAGGGAGAUGCCUUCUGAGUUCAUGGGCCCCGGGUCACCUUGGACUAUUUGUCCAGUUUUCUUGGGGACAAAGUGGGCUGCAGGUAGUCUCAGAAAGCAUUAGCCUCUGUCCACUUAGGAUCCUCAUGACACGUCCACAUCCGUUAGGUAGUGAUAAGCCACGUGGGUGCGCUAACUGUCUUCUGUAUCGGUGUCUGUCCCGCUUCCAGCAGACAGUGGUCAUUACUCAGGGGCCUGUCACAUCUACAGAGACCCUGAUCUCCAAUAAAACCAUAGACACGAGGACCGGUGCAGGACCUUGGGAUGGGGAGAGGCAUCAACCUGCGUGAUCGGUCUCCCGGGAGCUUGACGAGAAGCACACAGUCCCCUCCAUCCAUGUUGCUGCCCAGGUGCUUCCUUGGGUGAGCUGGAGUGGGGUUUUCCUGAGAUAUUUUAACCUGGUUUAUAGACUAGGUGUGCAAACCACACAGUUACUUGUAAUGAAUCAUGAAGAAAUUUAUUUUAAAAGAAUUCUUUGGUAUACCAAUAACCUUGUCGCUUAUUAACAGUCAAAGCAAACUUGUAUUCUAAUAAUAUGCUUAUUCAGUAAGUGUUUAUAAAUACAUGUUGUCAUGCAUGUGAAUGCCAGAGGACAGCCUUGGACAUUGUUCCUACAGUGCUGUCCACCUUGGUUUUUGAGAAAGGGAGGGUCUCACCAGUUUAGAACUCACCAGCUAGGCUAGGCUGACUGGCCAGGCCAGUAAGCCCAGUGGUUCACCUGUCUGCCUACAGAGCUAGGCUUAUAAUGUGUACCACUGUGCCUGGCUCUUUGAGUAAGUUCUAGGGAUUUAAUUCAGAACUUCUUCUUUUUUAAGGAAAAGAUGAUUUUCCUUCUAAAACAUUAAAUCUCGAUUAAAUAUUUGAUACUGCAGAACAUGGAACUUCUCAGCGUUUUUCAUUUUAGUUGAUAUUUUGCUUUUGUAAUCAUCAAUUCUGAUGGUACCAUUUUAUAAAAAAUAAAAAUCAUAGAAGAUAGCAGUAAUAUGCUCAGAGCCAUUUCAAAAAUUGUUGGGAAAUUAUGUGUUAAUCCCAACCAAUGUUCAUUUGAUGAUUUUUUUUAAAUGUAAUUCAAAUCAGCAACUCAAAACAGCAAUUUAAAAAUCAGCAUUUUAAUACAAUACACAUGAAAGCAAUACACUAAUUUCAUAUUUGUUUCCUAAUGAUAGGAAAAUAUUCAUUGUUUUCUAUACUGUUGUGUUUCUUUAAGAGCAGACAGUCUUGUAUGAACAGCACUGCAGUUCAUGACAGACAUCAGCCUCCACUCUGAGCCAAGGCAUUUCAGACAGCAUCCACUGGCACUGUGUGUAAUGGCAGGGUACAAAAUGUACACGUCUGUCCAUAACUCUGUUAGUUAGUUUUAACUGUCAACUUGACAUAACCCAGAAAGUGAAUCUUAGCAAGGAAUGACCUUGAUCAGGUUGCCUGUGGGUAUGUCUAUGGGGUAUUUUCUAGAUUGCUAAUUGAGUCAAGAAGGCCCACCCUGAAUGUGGGCAGCACCAAUUCACAGACAGAGCCCUAAACUGUCUAAGAGUGAAGAAAGUCUGCCCAGCAUGGUGGCAAGCAGGCGAGCCCUGGUGAAAUCACUUGUCUCCACCUUCGCUGGGUGUGCUGUGAUUAGCUGUUUUGUCCUGGCACCGUGGUUUUUCCUCAGUGAUGGACUGGCCUAGAAUCAGAACCAAGUAAGCCCUCUCUUCCCCUCAGGCCUGCUUUGGUUGAGGUGUUUAUCGUAGCAACAGGAUUGUUACUAGAGAACCUGACCACGUGCCUUCUGGUGCUGUGGACUGUUUUAUUGGCAGAUUGUGGGAGAUUUUGGAACUUUGGGCCAAAAAAGCUUAUGAGUGCUAAUUGUUUAGUGGCCUUUUGGUAGGAGCUUGGAAGAUAAGUAUGGUAAGAAUAAUGCAAACAAUGGAGAAAUGUUUCAGAGAGGUACCAGGAUUUUUGCCCUUAACUGGAUUGGGGUUAUUUGUGGAUGUUUUUGCUGCAAAUUUGUGUGCCUGGGGCUGAGAAGCGUCUGAUUGUCAGAGCUGAGCACCACUGAGGUGAAAUGUUCUAGGCUUCACUGGGACAAGAGGAACAUGUUUCCUCUGGGUCAGCAGACAGGUGGCUGCCAAGGGGGUCAGGCUACAUCUUGUGCUUCCAGCAGAACCUAGCAAUGUAUGAGUAUUGUCCACAUCAUACUGGUUUUGAAGGCAUGAAAGACACAAGAGUAAGGGAGCCAUGGUGAAUGGCUGAGGCAUGGUGCU